UACUAAUCAAAACCAUAAACCCAACCUAUUCUUCUCUCACUCUUUUCCUCUCAAAAACAAAAAACAAAAUGGUAUCACAAACACAAAGAGAAAGUUCCGCCUCUCAAUCACCCAAAAGAAAAAAAAGGAAAAAGAAGUCAUCAUCAUCGUCCGAUCAUAAACCUCCUUCGCGAUGUCCAAAGGCAAAUGAUAACGAUGUGUAUUCACCUGGAAAAUCGGUACCGAUCUGGGAGAUAUUGAAGGAGCAAUAUUCGAUAGAUCGAUCCAAACUCUGCGGCAACAGCUCGGCUAAUGAUAAAGUUCAGGCUGCCGGAAAAGUUGACGGCGUUGCUGCCAGAAAAGGUGUCAGAUCUGUCACAGAAGGUGCUGAAAUGAAGAAGCCUUGGUGUCAACUAAUAGCAGAGUUUCCGCAGGAUCCCAUUUGGCGGAAAGCAUAUCAUGAAUUUUUUCAUACUCAAGAUUCAAACACAAACUCGAGAUCUCUGGUUAAAACAGAAACAAUUCCGUCCACUGCAAUGCUGAAUUCAACAGUGGAGAUUUUUGAGCAACGUUUUAUGACUGGUGCGGGCAAAAACCUUCCUGAACAUGCAAUGAUUUGCAUGAUAAAUCGUGAAGAGUCAGUCAUGAGCGAGCUGUGCUUAGACGCCCCUGCCGUGGAUGAUCCGGACAAGUUAUUCGCUAAUACAUUGUUUGAGGUUGUAUUCAAUGAGAGCCGGAAUUUGCCAUUCAUUUUGUUCGUGAAAGAUGCUGACAAAGUAAUGGCAGGAAACGCAGAAUUAUAUUCAACAUUUAAAACUCGGCUUGAGAAACUUCUUAAUAAUGUAAUUAUUAUUGGUUCACAGUCGGCUUGAGAAGCUUCCUGAUAAUGUAAUUAGUAUUGGUUCACAAUAGCUUGAGAAGCUUUCUGAUAAUGUAAUUAUUAUUGGUUUACAAUUGGCUUGAGAAGCUUCCUGAUAAUGUAAUUACUAUUGGUUCACAGUCUGCUUGAGAAGCUUCCUGAUAAUGUAAUUACUAUAUGUUCACAGUCGGCUUGAGAAGCUUCCUGAUAAUGUAAUUUCUAUUGGUUCACAGUCGGCUUGAAAAGCUUCCCGAUAAUGUAAUUACUAAUGGUUCACAGUCGGCUUGAGAAGCUUCCUGAUAAUGUAAUUACUAUUGGUUCACACGCUCAUACAGAUAAUCAUAAGGAGAAAAUACUAUUUGAGAUCA
Solanum lycopersicum (tomato) is the source of this 1206-nucleotide messenger RNA. RefSeq lists its product as uncharacterized. Gene Ontology annotation, cellular component: mitochondrial outer membrane. NCBI's taxonomy places the organism in Eukaryota, Viridiplantae, Streptophyta, Magnoliopsida, Solanales, Solanaceae. The record is from RefSeq and is a predicted model, not a curated record.